Messenger RNA from Lobosporangium transversale, 1717 nucleotides. RefSeq lists its product as hypothetical. The transcript has 2 exons. NCBI's taxonomy places the organism in Eukaryota, Fungi, Mortierellomycota, Mortierellomycetes, Mortierellales, Mortierellaceae. Bases 114 to 1577 code for a protein of 487 amino acids. The record is from RefSeq and is a predicted model, not a curated record.
CUUUUUUCAUUUGCGAGGAAAAUACAAAAAAGUAAAAAGAAGACAGCUCAAGGGGUGUAGGAGGGAAGAGUGGAGAGUAAUACACCUUUUUUUCAUUGGUUAGUUCAUCUAUCAUGGAGCCAUGGUAUCGAGCACUCCACCUUAGCAACAAGGCACGAGAGGAGCAGAAACGAGAACGUGAAGAGAGGGAGAAACGAGAGGAGCAGGAGAAGCAGAAGGAGCACAAGGAGCAGAAGGAGCAGAAGGAGCAGAAGGAACAGGGAAAGCAGGAAGUGCAGGAGAUACGAGAGAAGCGAGAGGAGCGGGAGGAGCGGGAGGAGCGGGAGAAGCGAAGGAAACUAGAGGAGCAGAAGAUGCGAGAGGCGCAAGAGCUAGAGGACAGUUUUAUAUCACUAGUGCAGGCCGCCAGAAACGAUGAGCAUUUCUCAGAGUUUCUAUUCGAAAUAUUCCUCUAUGAACUUGCAGCUAGACUGGGAACGAGUUCAGGCGCUUCAGCUGUAGUAUCUCUUCAACUUCUAUUCCAAUCAACCUCGCUAGCGGCUUCAUUCAUGGUGGAGUAUAAUGUCGGGUCCGAACCAGAAGCAUGGAAGUCUAGAAGCGAAGGGCUCCAACUAGACCCUCAAGGGCACCCUAAAAAUAUUCCAGAGUUCUGUCAAAUGUUUGUUGCCACCGCUCCGUAUGCUUUAUCGCCUGAAAAUGUCUAUCGUUAUUUGAAGGACGAGUGGCGAGUGAACCGACUGUUCACUAAAGAGAUCAAAGUCAACAAUGUUACUUGCACAUUGCCUGAACUGACCCCAGAGGAUCAUAAGCACUUCCAACAACAAUAUGCAAAGAUCAGACCAGAGUUCCAGGAUCGAUUCUCGGUUAUUGUUGAUGGCUGUCGCAAGUUUAUAUGGUACCAUCAAGGAUCAGGUGGUGGUUCUGUGUUUAUAAGCAAUGGCAUGGUGGGAGUUGAGAAGUACACGAGCAAGUAUAAUGCAGAUUUGAUCAAGAAGUGGAAACUGGAUGAGAAAUCUAAAUCAUCAACUGCAGCUCCGAAUACUGUAAAAUGUAUCACAUCUAAUCAUGUUGCUUCAACCACAUCAUCACCAAGCUUAAGCUCGGGAGCAACCUCAAUAGCAGGCAGUAUAUCCAAAGAUAAGGAAGAAGAAGAUGGAAAGGGAGGAAGGAAAGAAGAGAAAGAUGAAGCAGGGUUGACCAAACCUCUGUCCAAAAAUGCAAAGAAAAGGGCCAAGAAGGAGGCGGCGGCAGCAGUGGCAGCUAUUGCUAAGAAAAACGCCCCUCUUCCUCACUCUGGGUUAGUUGAGGCCACUCCAACGACAUCAGCGUCAACAUCAGCAUCAUCAUCAGCACCAUCAUUAGUAUCAGCAUCAACAUCAGCAUCAACAUUAGCAUCAAUGCCAGCAGAGACGGCAAAAUCAGCAGAAACAGCAUCAAUCACUUUAAACACUCCAUCCGCAAUGCAACCUGCUUCCACUUUACCUUCUUCACCAUUACCAGUGUCAUCAUCCAAGCCAGCACAGGAAAAAGGUAUCGGUGCAUGGCCAUAUGCUUAUAAGAAACACAUAUCCGUAUAAAGCAAGAGAUGCAAUCUGAACUCACCCAGAGCAAAGAUAUAAUAGGGGUACAUGAAUGCAAUCCCCUUCGUAACCAGUUGUUGUCAAUUGCUAUAGAUACUUUCAAUGCACAGGAAGCCGAGCGGCCCCAAAAGCUAGAA